This is a messenger RNA of Clupea harengus (Atlantic herring), 3559 nucleotides long. RefSeq names its product coiled-coil domain containing 28B (gene ccdc28b). The record is from RefSeq and is a predicted model, not a curated record. NCBI's taxonomy places the organism in Eukaryota, Metazoa, Chordata, Actinopteri, Clupeiformes, Clupeidae.
UUACCUUGUCGAUAAUUAACUCAGAAUUCCACUGUUUCCAAAAAAUGUAUAAUCACCUUCACCCACAGAGGGCAGCCUUUCUAUUUCAUUCAGUGGGUCUACCACUGAAACUGACGAUCAUUGACCCCACAGUGGUGUCCAUAAUUUGAGUAAUAUUGUUCAAGGACUUUCAUUCAAUUCAAGCAUGAGGUAAUGACUUAAUUUACACCAACUGGUAAAGGAUGAUUUCUACCAAAAGUUAAAAACCAUUUGCAAAAUGGAACCUGUCUCUUUAAGGCCGGGAUAGUGCUGUCCAUGAUGACGAUCUCUUGGGUUUUUAUUUAUAGUCGCUAUGGUUGGCGAGCGAGAGUCUUUGUUGGAGAGAGGCGCGGAACACCAAGUGAUAACAUUUGCUGAAGCCUGCUUCGGGAAAGAGUUCAGACUAUGGAAGACACCACAUCUCCAUCCGCACGACGGUUAGCAGUCUUCAUCCACGCUUAAUUUUCCAGUGUCGACGCAGUACAGGGAAAGCCCACCCAACACUCUGCUUGUGCCCAUCUCUCUCUCUCUCUCUGUCUCUCUCUCUCUCUGUCUCUCUCUCUCUGUGUCUCUCCCUCUCUCUUUAUCGCUCCCUCUUCCUCACACAUCACAGCCAUGGAGGACAAACGGAAGAAGCGAAGCCCCAAAGUGUCCCUACCUCAGCCACCCCCUCCUCCCAUCAACCCUCGCAAGCUCCCUGUCCUCCCAGCCAGCAAGAGUGCCACCUUCUCCUUGGGGCUUCCCCAUCCCCCCUCUCCCAAAAACAGGAGCAAGGUGAAGCGCUCUCUGGGGACGGUGGGCCAACCGUACAAAGAGGUUCUCAGCGUUCCGGUAGUUCCACCAAAGAACUCCAGGCCUCACAAGGAGAAGCCCAGGGCACCUCAGCCUGCAGGACCCAGUAAAGUCAACCAGUCAUCAUCCAUGCAGCACUCAUUCCUAACAGACGUCUCGGAUGUGAGAGAGAUGGAGGGCGGCCUCCUCAAUCUGCUGAAUGACUUUCACUCGGGCAAACUGCAGGCAUUUGGGAAGGUGUGUUCGUUUGAGCAGCUGGAGCAUGUGAGGGAGAUGCAGGAGAAGCUGGCCCGCCUGCACUUCAGCCUGGACAGCCACGUGGAGGAGCUGUCUGAGGACCAGCGGAAGAGCGCCUCCGACCGCAACCUGGAACACCUGCUCUGCAACCUGGAAGAACUCAGCAGCUCCAUACAAAAACUACACCUGGCUGAAAAUCAAGACCUUCCGAAGCCAACUGGGCCCUGAACCGCGACGGUCAGGGUGUCAAAAACACACUCCAUUACUUCCAAAGCAAGAUGCAAAGAUUGCCAUGACUACAUUUCAAAUGCCAAAAGCUAGUUUGGUUGCUAAUGUAGAGAUAUAAUUCUUUAUUUCCUGAAGCUUUCAAGAGGAAAAUCAAGCAACAGUAGCAGCAGAAGCACAGAGCAUGAAUUGACAGUCAGAGGUAAUCUCUUGAACUUUAUGUGAUGAGAAGUGUUAGUGGUACAUUUUACAAAAGAAAAAAUUCUGAAGCUGUUAAAACCAUCUCAAAUGGAGACUUAAGUUGAGUGUUUGUACCAUUUGUGAGGAGGACUCCUGGACUAAAUGUCUGUAAGAGUACUUCAGCCACUUACCAGAGGCUUUCAGAAGCACAUACAAUUGAUGGUCAUGGAUUUUAAGGCCCCAUUGCCCUCCCGUAUCGAUUGCAAGUAACGGUGCUAAUGGUGGUAAUCAUAUUUUCCUGGUAAGGCUGCAGUUAUGCAUCAGGUUAAAAUUGCAGAUAUCUCUCUCUCUCUCUCACACACACACAACAUUCUCUCUCUCUCUCUCUCUCUCUCUCACACACACACAACAUUCUCUCUCUGUCUGUCUCUCACUCUCUCCCUUAAGAAAAUUGCAGAAGCAUUUCCUUGAAUUGUUGCUGUUCUCUGCCCUUAAUGGUCUGGGGAUAACAUUAUGAAACUCAGGGAAUGGAUCUGCUUGGAAAACUAAAUGUAUGACUAUGAUCCGUGCCUAAACUCUCUUUUAUUGACGGCUUCUUCGCCGUUAUUUGGACCUGCCACUAGGAUGUGAUGCUUUGAAACAACUACAGCAAAAAUGAGUCUGAAAGAAUAAUUGCUAUGAAGAAUUACAUGCUUGAAAAAUGAAAAUGAAGUGUGAUAAAUUGUAAAUUGGCUUCAACUUGGGUAGCACUCUCAUGCCUAAUCUUGAUUGUACAACAACAGCGCCAUCUCAGUGUCUUUCAUUCUGAUUUCUUGUAGGUGACAUCUGUCGCACAUAGUUGAUGAUAACUGACAUCAGUGUGUAUUGGUCUUAUUAGAUGUGUCCCUUAAAUCUUUGAUUUUAUACCCCUUUGUAUCUGAGAGGUGAAACAUUUUUAUGGAACACUUCUAUGAAUCCAUAAGGGCCUUAAUCCUUAACCAUUUCUGAAUUUAGCACAGAGCAGAGUUGUAUCCAGGUUGUGUGUGGAAACCACAAGAGUGAUAUUGACACAGUUCUAAAGCGGAGACCGAAGUGUUGCCUAAAUAUUGUGAAAACCUUAAUGAGAUAAUAAGCGAUGCGGAGGGAUUCUAUCAUAGCUGUAUCAUUCUAACAUAAAAUAAUUAUCAUUGUUGAAGUGUUGUUUCUUAACAUGGUAUUUGAAAAUGUUAUUUACGUUGUCCCAUUCGGGCUUAUAACUUGUGUUGUGGUUAGUCAGUCAAGUUCGAAAAAGAUAAGACACUGGUGUGAAUCUGGGAACCUAGCCAAAGGGACUCUGAUGCUGUGAGAACAAUAAGCACUGAUGUUUUUUGGAGAAACUACUGUAAAAGAGGACGCACAUGCUUAACCUGAAAUGUUAUGGUUCUCAUUGUCUACCUGUUUUUAUUUCAAAGUGCAAAUGUAAACGUAGAGAAAUGACGCUGUUCCUGUUAAUGCUUUAAAGAAUUUGAUACCAAGUUACCAGUGAUACAGAUAAUGUUUUAGAAUUUAGAGGAGGUGUCAUGAUGUGUGAGAGACCCAUGUUUCCCUCAGUGGUUGUGUUUAUUUAUAUGACCUGUAGGUGUAACAGUAGGGCUUAAAACCAACUCUUCAGCAAAGCACAAUGCUAGAGAAAAUAUAGUGUGACAUAUUGCACCUAAGAGCUAUAGUUGCAGUCCCAGAAAUACUCAAUGUCAAAACUGAAGACUGAAGUUUAAUGUUGUGCACACAGCCAUAGACAGACUUAAAAGCCAUAUUUUCUUUUCUGUCAACAAUGAAUUAUCCUUGAUAACUAAUUUUAUACCAUGAGAUGGUCAAUUGAAAAAAAGCUGAAAUUGUCUGACUUUGUCCUUGUUAUAAAAAAGCAUAUUGCCAUAAAACAAUCUCCAGAUUCUGUUACGCAUUCAGGAUUGUGUGCACACAGAUGUAACCCUUUACUCGCUUAGACCUUUGAUCUGCUGAGCCUACCUCAUCCUCCCAAGGAACACCUUGCAUUUACCAGUAGCCUACUGUGCUAAACGGUUCAUCAAUAUUCUGUAUGAAACCUUUUAUGUCUAUUUAUUUAUAUACACAAUAAAAGACUGAUCCCGUG